Molecule: messenger RNA, 1763 nt
Organism: Sesamum indicum (sesame)
Lineage: Eukaryota; Viridiplantae; Streptophyta; Magnoliopsida; Lamiales; Pedaliaceae
Product: protein ABIL2
Source: RefSeq, a predicted model, not a curated record
GUAAUGAAUUAAAUCUUGAAUUUUCGAAAAUCCACUGUGAGAAAUGCAUUUAAAACCGUGUUCCUGGGCUGAUGAAUUUGUCCCAAACUAAUCAUAUGCUCUCUCUGCUAUUACAACUCUUUUUUCGUGUUUAUUAGUCUGUGCCUGUGACUUUUUUGCCUCUCAUGACGAACGCCUCAAGAUUCUUGCAACCCCACAGCCCUGUCUAGUCCAUGCCAUUGUCUCCAUACCUGUUGCUCAUUCAUCUCUUCUUCCUUUUCAGUUUCCACAGGCCAUAUAGCUGCUUUAAAUCAAGUUCAGUAGCCCACCUCCGUUUUGAUUCCUGCAGGCUGCAUCAGCCCUUUGUCUUUUGCCGUUUAAAGACUUGUGUGUGUAUAAUUUGCCUUGAUGAUAUCAACUUGUUGUAGCUGUGCCCAAUAAUCAGGUCUCUGCACUUCUCUCACAUCAUUUAUAGCUUCUUUUUUCCCUGCAAAGUUCAUUAAAUUACUAUGGAAAAAGUUAGUCCUUCUAGGGUGCUGAAAUGAACUGCCCAAAUAGAGAAUAGGAGUAGUAAUUCUUGAACAAGAAUGGGGAGUGAUACAAUUACUCCCUCUCAGAAGGCUUCAAACUAUGAUGAAAUCUUCAUGCAAAACAGCUUGCACUUUGCAGAUAGCUUGAAGGAUUUGAAGAAUCUGAGGAAACAGCUUUAUUCAGCAGCAGAGUAUUUUGAGUCAUCCUAUGGCAAGAAUGACCACAAACAACUUGUGAUAGAGUCGUCGAAAGAUUAUGUCGCUAAAGCUCUUGUAAGUACAGUGGACCAUUUGGGAUCCGUGGCUGAUAAACUCAACAGAUUCCUGGAUGAAAAAGCUAAUGAACUCUCUGCAACAAAGAUUAGAUUUUCUUGCAUUGAACAGAGAUUAAAGACGUCCCAUCGGUUUAUCGACUUGAGAGGCAUAACGCAACAUUCAUUGAUGAUAGAAACUCCCAAGCACCAUAAGCGGUACAUUGUUCCAGGUGCUGACACUUUUCAGUUUGUUAAAACAAAGUUAAUGUACAGAAAUUGCAUCUCAUGUCCGCAGUAUGACAUGCACCCAACUAAGAAAGAUAAUCCAUUUGCUAAAGCUUUUCAACCAGCAAGAGUAAUGUCAACACCACCAUUGUCACGAAAGGGACAAUCAAGGAUUUCUUCAAGUGAAUCAUCUCCAAAUCCUCCCAACUUUUCUUUCACAAGGGUCACAUCUAACAAAGAAGCAAGGAUGCGCUCAGUUUCACCGCUGCGUUUCCCCCUCAUGAGGUCAGGAUCAGUUGCUAAUAGAUCAGUCUCUCCCAGCCCCGCUGACAGUAAACAACGGCUACAGAGCCCAUCAGAGCCUCGGAGAGCAAUCUCAGUGUUCACAAGACCUGGGAUGACAAACAGGGAAAUAGAGAUUCAAUCUUAUACCAAAAGAAGUAAGCAUAUGUUCAAAGCCUUGCUCAGCGUUCAUCGUUCAAGAAACGAAAUUGAACGAAGCAGAUGAUCAUUCAGGGAUGAUCUACGGGCCGUGAACAAGAAUCCUAGUGAAGUUCAUAGGAGGGAGAUAGAGAUUUGUUCAGGUUUCUCCUUCAGCAGUUGUCUUCUGAUAGAUGUGCAUCAUAAAAUGUUGCUUGUCCUGUAGAUAGGCUAUGUUCCUAGUGGUUGGAUUGAAGAAGUUAAAUCCAUUUUCUGGUGUAGCUACUUGGUAGUUGAUAAUAUUACUGCUUUUGCUACAGAAUUAAGUCAAUUAUUUGAUUCUUACACUAAUUUA